UAGACAUUCAGUAACGUGUAAGUUGCAUGCAAGUUCAUGGUGGUGGUCUAACUAGCUCAUAUAAGUGCAGUGAAAGUGUCUUUCAUCCGGAACAUUCAGGACCGCAGCUGUGCCGCAUUAGCGAUUCUCCUUGAUGUCAAAAGUCAUUAAAGUUUUAUCGUAAAUACUGUAAAAAAAUUCACAUGCAGGGCAGUGUUAUUAAGUACAAGUCGUAAUAAGCUGUGCUAUAAAAAAAACAAAGAAAUGAGCGGCACAGUUAAAAGUUUCUGAUAACAUGUUUUGUGCAUUAUUAAAAUCUCUUCUUUAAAAAAUCAUUAUGGAAAUGUACGAGUGAAACGUGAAAUGUAACCCGCUAUAAAAUCGGACACAUUGUACUACUAUGAAAACCAACAGUAACGACAAACUCUGAGCUAGCUAAUUUGCCAGCUGCGCAGCUAUGCAGCUAAGAUCAACAUCCUAAAUCCACCCAAAAAAAAACCUGAAUGCGAGUGGCUCUAUUGGUGUAAUCUGGUGAACCAUAGAAUGCCGGAUUAAAGAUCUUACACUGUAUUACCAUCACCAAGAGCAGGUGACAUUUCAGACUUAACCUAUUAUUGGUUGUAAUCUUAAGAAAAAAUAAAUUUGAGAGUAUGUAGGAAAUAAACCUACACUUCUAAAUACGUAUUUCACAAUUCAUGAAUAUACAUGUAUGAAAGAGAAUUACUUUUUUUUUUGUAUGUGGAAGUUGCUCAGUCAAAAAUGGCGGCUGUUGAAAGGAACCUCCCCACAGAGUCGAAGCUCCUUCAUGCCCCACCUUUGGAAGAAGUUGCCAGUUUGCUCAACGAGCAGAUGAAGAGCAACUACUCGUGGGUGGACGUGCAGGUGGUCACAUGCCCCGACCUCACCAAGGAGCCCUUCACGUUGGCGUGCAAAGGCUUGGGCGGCCAGCCCCGACUGGUCGAGCUGGGAGGCGUGCCGUACCUGAUGCCCUGGUGCCGGCGGGAGAAGCUGUACGACAUCAGAGACGUGGCCAAGCGGCUGGAAGUGGAACCGGCCUUCAUUGUCGGCCCUAGCAUGGGUCCGUGGACGUUCAGGGACACCGGUGCCGAGAUGGCAGUGUGUGCAGAGGUAAAGAAUGGGAAGCUGAACAAUUACAGUCGAAUAACAUGGCUGGAUAAAGGAAAGAUUGUGGUGGAGCGAGUUCCAGAUAAUGAACCACACUGUGGUCUGAUCGGCAACUGGUUCUGCUCACAAGGCUUGACUGACAAGGUCCUCCAAAUAAGAUGCAAAAAGCGUACUGGAUCUGCAGACUUCAUUUCUUGCAUCAGGCAAAUUCUGCAAGACCGUUACAAAGGAAAAUCAGUUGGCCUUGGAGGCGUAUUCGUGCUGAAGGAAGGAAAGGCACAGCUGCACGUAGCGCCUCAGUACUCUAAAACACCCCUGCACUCUGAUCAAGACCUCAUCGACUGGUUGAAGUUUUUCGACAUGUCACCGCCCCUCGUAGCUGUUGGAACUUUGGUGUCUGAAGAUUUGGGGCUGGACCUGCGGUUGAGCCACUUCCACAGCUUCAGCGAUCACGGCGAGGGAGGCCACUUCCACAUCGACACGGAGCCCGAGAAGGCAGAGUACCUGGCCUACUUCUCGGUGGCCCAGUCCAUCCACCGCAUUGACCGGCCCGCAGAGACUCACCAGGCUGGCAGGAUCUAGCCCUGGCAUCAGGGGACGUUUAGAGUUAUACGGUGGAUGUCGAACACGCACGCAGGGUCGCACCUGGCCCAGGAUGCGCCCGGCACGCCCCCUGAUGAGCUCCAGGCCGUCGGGAUUCCUCUUGUGGGGCAUGAGGCUGCUGCCGGUGGAGUGGCAGUCGGCCAGCCGCACGAAGCCGAACUCCUGGCUGCCGAACAGCACCAGGUCCUCGGCGAGGCGGCUCAGGUGCACCGCGCACAGGCAGGCCCACCACAGGAACUCCGCUGCCGGGCAACACACCCCAUAGUUACACAUUCCCACCCUUUUUUUAUAUAUAAAGCUUGACUUCGCCCAUUAUGAUUUGUAGAAUUUUAUGUUUUUCCGCUGAAUGCAAGUUAUUACGAAGAAAAAGUUUAAAAAUACGAACAUGUAAGCACUUCGGUAUUUGUUACCCAGCUGUGUACAUCCAGAAAAUGAACUUAACGACACAAUUAGUCAGGCAAACAUUCAUGAACUGACCAAUGACGGCCACACGCUACAAGUUAAUUUUCUGGGUUUUGCACAGCUGGGUGACACGUGCAAAAAUACUUCCAUAACCACUUUUUUUUAGCAAAAUUUCUCCUUUAAAAUGUGCAAUUAGCAAAACAACUAAAAAUUAAAAUGGGCUUUAUGUCUUGUCAACAAGGUCAUCAGAGAUGGUGACACUCAUCGACUCAAUUCAAAGAUAAUGGGGGAGAAAUCAGCCAAGGCCUGCAGUAAGAAACCAUCAAAGCAAACGCUUGGAGUGAUUUAAGGAAACCGUGAAACACCAGAGGCAAGAUGGUUGGACCAGGACUCAAACCUGUGAUCUGCGGAAUGCAAGUACAGUGUCCUAUAUCAUUAUACCACCAGGCUCUGUAGUUCCAGUUGAACUGAAAAUUUUGGAAUGUAAUCCCGAUAGUCAUUCUGUCAAUAACAGCACAUAAUCAGCUCAAACAAAGCCUAUCUUAUGCCUGUCCCAACUAACAACCUAUUGUAGCGCCUUCUCAGAGGGAAAAAAAACCUCUCUGCAAAAAUUCAACAAUGUUAAAAUUACCUGAAAGACUCUACAGUUAGGGCUCUAACACCAACCUCAUUCUCCCUCUAUACAGAUAAAAUUUCCAUGCCAUUAUGGCCGUCCAGGAUUGUGAGGCAAUCACAGGAAUGAUGCUACAUUGAGACAUAUCUUGCAUAUGGAUUUUCAUCAUUACUCAGUGUUGAUAAUUACAAUGUAAAAAUCAACUACAUAAUAAAUGAAGUUUAAACACUUAUCGCUGAUCAAUUAAAAUGAUUAUUUUCAGUUUCUCUCAUUGGCAUGAGCAGCCAAUAAGCACAACAAAAAAAUUGUUCUCUAGACUUGCACGCACAGGGUUGGGAACAACAAAGAAUAAACUGCCAAGAAAUACUUGGUUACCAGCUGAAGUUGCAUGGCUAAGUGAAUGUAUGGGUUUCAGCUAGUGCUUUCAAAAUUUAAUUUUUACAACCUGAUUUUUUUUCAUAUUUUCCAAGCAAUAAUACCUUGACGUGUGUCACGUACGCAACUACUGACAGACACCAAUUCCCUCGUCUCCCCGCUAUCUCUCUCUUCACAGCUGCGGCACAAGCCGCCCAUCUUUAUUAGCGCCCUGGGUGUGGGCAGUUGCAUGGUUGCCAUCCCAAUACACACCCAGCUCAGUGCUGCUGUGUGACCUUGAACCACCGAAACUUGCCUGAAGAGGGAGGCAAGCACCUCUUCCCCUCCCUUCACAACCUACUCAACAUGUGCCGCCAAUCAGCACUAAUCUUGCUUCCUAUUGGUUACCUCCUCUCGGCCAGAUAUGUGAUAAAAGAGAGCACAGAAGCUGUGAUUUUGAGUCGCUGCCUAACUGCCAACUUGCCUUAUCGUCUUGAUACUCAGUGCCUCGGCUCUUUUAUCCUCUAACCAUCGGAACUGCCUGCACUGCUACAAGAGCCUGCCUGCCACCACCUGCUUAUCGCUGAUUAUAACUAUUUACGUGCCUUCUGUUUCUGGACGUGUCAUGCCUGGCAUUGAAAAAUAAUUGCUGCCGACCAUCUGUUUCCGGACUAGUCAACCCAUCUGUUACGGAUGCCUCUGCGGCAUUGUGUGGCCGGCACGGCAGGAAGUCUUCGAGAUCAUCACAGGCAGUCCCCUCCCCCCCCCCCCCCUGCGGGUCAGAUACGUACCCUUUAACAGUCGUCACUGUAGGGACAGCUGUCAGUGUUUAUCAAAGGUGCCAGAUUUGGGUAAAAUAAACUGCAUUGUACCAGAAAUUGUCUCUAUGAAUCAUUUACUGACUGGACGUGCCUAGCAAGGCAGUUUACUCUUUGUUGUUCUCUACCCUGUGUGUGCAAGACUCGGUAGUGCCUCCUGCAACUGGCUGCCUUGUGGCAAGGUUGCCACCGAGACCCCAAUGAGCGUCUCAACCCCUCGUCGCCCCCUUACCGAGAAAGGGAGCUCCAGAGUAGAGGGACCAGCAUCGGGGAAGGCAACUCCUCUCAAUCUUAAUGUUGAUUCAUAUUUUACUUUAAGGGUGUGGAUUGUACACUGAUACUAAGUUUUUAGACUAAAAAAAUUGGCAAAAGGGUACAAACACAAUAAAGUAUCUUUCAACAGUAUAUGAUUUUAUGUCUAGUAACUUAUAUUCUUGUUUACAUAUUUGUGUCUUAAUCAACACCAUGAACCCCUCUAUUUAACAAAAAUAUUUAUCCUUGUUGUAUCUUGUCCUGCAGUGAAUGUCCUGACGUAGUCCCUGCAAGUUUGUGGGUGGUGCCUGCCUACUUGCAGUGGCUACAUUGUUGUUUUUUGUUUUUUUGUUUAAUUGUUUAUGUAUUGUAAUUUUUUAUCUGUUUUUUUUGUCGUGCCCACCUUAAAAGUUUACUACCUGUUAGUGGGCAUGUUACAAUGCUUAACAAAUAAUAAAAAAUGAAUGCUGGUAACUCUGUACACGCAA
Bacillus rossius redtenbacheri is the source of this 4634-nucleotide messenger RNA. Its product is annotated as ester hydrolase C11orf54 homolog. The record is from RefSeq and is a predicted model, not a curated record. The transcript is spliced from 9 exons. The coding region runs from base 685 to 1686 and encodes 333 amino acids. Gene Ontology annotation, molecular function: zinc ion binding; hydrolase activity, acting on ester bonds. Gene Ontology annotation, cellular component: nucleus. Lineage: Eukaryota; Metazoa; Arthropoda; Insecta; Phasmatodea; Bacillidae.